AUGUCUCAACAAGGAUACUUGAUGGCGGCAAUGCCAGAUGCCAGCCUGUUCAGUUUCCCCCCUACCAACGAGCCUACGCCUCUGUCACCAGCGCCGGUGGCUGCGUCCAUCAUGCGACCCUUCAACAUCCCCGACAGCAUUUACCAAGCAGCCCUUGACCCCAAGGUGCCUCUCACCAUUGCGGCUCUGUACGCUGUGACCGCCAAAGCUCUGAACAAGUUCAAUGCCUCCCGCAACAAGAAGGCUUGGGCUAUGAGCAAGACCAAGCCGUUCUUCGCCUUCGUUGUCUUGCACAAUGUCUUCCUGGCCGUUUACUCAGCGUGGACUUUCUGGGGUAUGCUGGGCGGCAUGCGACGCAGCAUCGCGAGCCCGUUUGGACCUGGUGGCGUUGCCGCUACGGCUGACAGCCUCUGUCGCAUUCAUGGACCUCCCGGCCUCGGCGGCUCUUUGUACUUCAACGAUACCUCUUCUCACUGGGACAGCGCCGACCCCAAUGCUCUCCUGGGCAGCUUGAGCGGCGAUCAACCCAGCAGCACUCAGAUGGGACGUAUCUGGAACGAGGGCCUCAACUACUACGGCUGGAUCUUCUACCUCAGCAAGUUCUACGAAGUCUUGGACACUUUCAUCAUCCUCGCCAAGGGCAAGUUUAGCUCUACACUACAAACGUACCACCAUGCCGGUGCCAUGCUUUGCAUGUGGGCUGGCAUGCGCUACAUGUCCGCUCCUAUCUGGGUGUUCGUCUUGGUCAACUCGUUCAUCCACGCUCUGAUGUACACCUACUACACCCUGACGGCUUUCUCGAUCAAGGUUCCCAUGGUCGUCAAGCGAACACUGACGACUAUGCAAAUCACCCAGUUCGUCACUGGAGCCUCGUAUGCCAUUGUGCACUCUUUCAUCACCUACGUUGCUCCCAUCACCGUCACCAAGCUGUCUACCCAGUCUGUUGAUCUGCCAGCCGCUCCCGCCGAUUCCACCAUGCCCACUGCCACCGGUGCCUUGGACUCGUUUAAGCAGUUUCUCUUUGGCUCUGCUGCUCUGGACUCUGUUGCGUCUGGUGUCGCCAAGGAAUCUGCUCUCAUCACCGAGACUUCCUACGUGGCCCAGCCUUGUAUUCCUACUGCCAACGAGACUUUUGCCAUCUGGCUCAACGUCCUGUACCUUGCUCCCCUGACGUACCUCUUUGUCAGCUUCUUCAUUGCCAGCUACGUCAAGCGCAGCACCGCAAACAACAAGAUUCCUGGAAAGACCAACCGCCGCCUCAGCAAUGUCACUCUCGCCGAGAAGGCAGGAUGGGAUGCGGCCCGCGGUAUCGAGAGAGAAGUCUACGGUGGCGAGAACAUGGUCAAUGGCCAUGCCAAUGGCCAUAUCGAGGCCAUCGAGGAGGAAGACGAGACCGUGUCAAAGCCGGCAAAUGGUCGUGCUAGACGACGGGGUUAA
Molecule: messenger RNA, 1437 nt
Organism: Pochonia chlamydosporia 170
Lineage: Eukaryota; Fungi; Ascomycota; Sordariomycetes; Hypocreales; Clavicipitaceae
Product: GNS1/SUR4 membrane protein
Exons: 1
Coding region: 1-1437 (478 amino acids)
Biological process (GO): fatty acid elongation, monounsaturated fatty acid; fatty acid elongation, polyunsaturated fatty acid; fatty acid elongation, saturated fatty acid
Cellular component (GO): endoplasmic reticulum membrane
Molecular function (GO): fatty acid elongase activity
Source: RefSeq, a predicted model, not a curated record